AUGGUCUUAAUCUGCCCUACAGCAGUAGUAGCACUUUUUAUUGUGGAACUGAAUUCCACCCUUUAUCAAGAUCUUCCGACCGAUGCGAGUUUCAUUCCUCUGGAAAAUCACGAGCUUGUCGUUUCUGGAAGAUAUCCACAAGGGUCUACCAUUAACUCAAGCUUUAACAAUGUGCACUUAUUGCAUAUACAAGAUGAUCCAUUCUACAAUCCCUAUUUUGCUCUCAACAAGCAAUCAAGAACACUGCAGAACAAAAUAGCAAUUAAUACAAUACAGGGAAAUACUUCCUUCAUUGGUACAUUUUUGAUGGCUGUCAACAAACAAAACCAGUCAAAAGUGAACACUUUGUAUUGUGUGACGUACUGUAUUGGCAACAUCACUGAACUGUCGAUGCAUGAAGCCUGCUAUGAUUCAAUCAGCUCAGAAGCCCUUCACGCCACUGUGAAUGGUUCAUUGUUGUCUCAGCAUGUUUAUGAAUCAAAUAUCAGUCAACAUGCAUCUGUUGCCUACAAUGUGCUGCAGCUUUCACUGACACCUGGGAAUAAGUCGAACGUUACCUUUGCUCUCUUGGAGUGUAGUUCAAGACUGUUUUUUGUGGAUGAUAGAGGCGUGCUAAGAACUGGACGACAACUCGUUGAAGAAGACAUUGCAAUUCACGAGUUAAAGAUUGCUGCUUCAGCCAAGAUUUCGGAUGUGCCUCAGUUGGAACUUGCAUUGGCAACGGUGAAAGUCAUAGAGGCAAAUACCUUCCCCCCAAUAUUUGAAGAGCCCGACGGGUAUACUUUUAGUGUGAAGGAAGGCGAGCAAGGCCUCAGUGUUGGUUUUGUUAAGGCUGUUGAUCGUGAUGUGGGAUUGAGUGGAAAAGUGGUUUAUUCUUUUGAGAAACAGCAAGACACCAGUUUGUUCGAAUUAAAUGAUACAACCGGUGAGAUCAAGACUGCUGUAGCUCUUGAUCGCGAGACUGCUGAAAGUCACCUGUUUACAGUGGUCGCAACUGAUCAAGGUGUUCCCAAGCCUUUCAACAGCCAAGUAGAAGUACGUGUUGUAGUUGAAGACAUCAACGAUAAUCGACCAGUGUUUACGAGUAAAGAAGUUGAAUUGGUUUUGAGCCUCUAUACACAACCUGGACCUAUUUUAAGUCUAAAGGCCGAGGAUGAAGACACUGGUAAAAAUGCCAUGAUGGCCUAUACAAUAUCACAGGGAAAUGACCGAAACCUGUUCUGGAUCAAUUCAACGAGCGGAGAAUUGUUGCUCGUCGCUCCUUUAACUGUUACAGCUAACGACUCAGUUGUGCUCGUCGUGAGUGCUGUUGAUAUUUUCUCUACGAAUUCGUCUCUCCGAGACACUGCAGUCGUGAAGAUGACGUUUUAUGAUGUGACGUCUCCAGCAGCCAGGGGUAGCUCUGUUGCUUUAAUCUCUGGUGUUAGUGUGGGUGGUGUUCUCUUCAUUGCCAUCAUAGCUGUUCUUAGCUUAUGGUUAUGGAAAAGACGAAAAAGCCAAAGAAAAUAUGAAGCAAUACCUGUAAUUAAUACAGACCAAACGCCCUUUGAAUAUGAACGAAAGAUUUAUACUGUAGGAGAUACAGCAAGAAGAUCGUCGUUUGAAAUUUACCCUCCACUGAAGGAUGCAGCUAGGUCACCUGGGACUCCUCCAGACUCUCAGAUCAGCCUGGAUCUCAGUACAAUCGACUAUGCGUUACAUCCAUUCUCCCUAGUAUCUAAAAGACCGGGGUUGUCACAUAGUGCACCUUCUACACCUACAAAGGAAUUGAGACGCAGUCGAGGCUCUCACGUUAGCUUAGACCUGACCGAAAUUAGAUCUCAAUCAUUAUCAGCUCUACCGUCUCCGGAACGAAAGGCCAAAGACGGAAGGUACAGCUUUGGAUCUCAUGUUAGCUUGGACUUAGGUCAAGAAGAACCUGAAUUUAUAACUGAAAUCGCACAAGUUAGCCUUAAGCUUGGUGGAAUGAAACACGAGAGUCAAUUGAUAUCGCAAUGUUCCUCAGAAGACUUGCGUACAUCAACUGGUGGUUCUAAGGGACACAUGGACCUUCCCAAAGAUGAUGCAUCCUUUAUAUCGUCCAUUGGGUCUUUGAGGUCUCUACAAACAAACCGUUCCCAAGGCUUUCAAAGUAAGCCCUCUAUCGAGCUUGACACACAUCAGGAUGCAAGUGAGAAGCAUUUCUCGACAGACAAACAUCUUAGUGCCAGGAACUCAAGAUAUGCAAAACCAGCUACUCUGGAAGUGGAAGCAAGAGGUCAACCUCACAUUCAAGAGAUUUCCUCACUGCUCUCAGAAGAUGUAUCCGAGCCACGUGAUGAUUUAAGGACAAGUGUCAGUGGAAGAUCUAGAGUCAGCUUAGGCUCCAGUCAUUCCUUAGAAGCGGAUACCACACAUCAGGAAUUAGAAAUUCAACUUCUACCCGAGUCAUGGCCGCAGAAAUCGGAAGGUGUGCUUACUGCUUCACUACAAACACAGGAAUCAGCAGCAAUCAUUUCUGAAACCGCACAUGGUAGCCUUGAGCUUGUUGAAGGAGAACACGAGAGUCCAUUGCUAUCGCAACGUUCCUCAGAGGACUCGGGUACAUCAUCUGGCGGUUCUAAGGGAGACAUUGACCUUCCUAGAGAUAAUGCAUCCGUCAUAUCGUCCAUUGGGUCUUUGAGGUCUCUACAAACGAAACGUUCCCAAGGCUUCCAAAGUGAUCCCUCUAUCGAACUUCAGACACAUCAGGAAGCAAUUGAGCAGCAUGUCUCGACAGACAAACAUCUUAGUGCCAGGAACUUAAGAUAUGCAAAACCAGCUACUCUAGAAGUGGAAGCCAGAGGUCAACCUCACGUUCAACAGAUUUCCUCACUGCUCUCAGAAGAUGUAUCCGAACCACGUGAUGAUUUAAGGACAAGUGUCAGUGGAAGAUCUAGAGUCAGCUUAGGCUCCGCUCAUUCCUUAGAAGCGGAUACCACACAUCAGGAAUCAGAAAUUCAACUUCUACCCGAGUCAUUGAUGCAGAAAUCGGAAGGUGUGCUUACUGCUUCACUGCAAACACAGGAAUCAGCAGUAAUCAUUUCUGAAACCGUACAUGGUAGCCUUGAGCUUGGUGAGGGAGACCACGAGAGUCAAUUGCUAUCGCAAUGUUCCUCAGAGGACUCGCGUACAUCAUCUGGUGGUACUAAGGGAGACAUUGACCUUCCUAGAGAUAAUGCAUCCGUCAUAUCGUCCAUCGGGUCUCGGAGGUCUCUACAAACAAAGCGUUCCCAAGGCUUCCAAAGUGAUCCCUCUAUCGAGCUUGAGACACGUCAGGAUUCAAGUGAGCAGCAUUUCUCAAUAGACGAACAUCUUCGUAGCAGGAACUUAAGACAGGCAAAACCAGCUACCCUAGAAGUGGAAGCCAGAGGUCAACCUCACGUUCAACAGAUUUCCUCACUUCAAUCGUGUAAGGAAACGCCACAUGAGACUGUUUCUCUUCCUAUCGUUAUUGGAAAUAAAGAAAACGUAACGCCAGAAGGUGAUCGAAAACUUCCUAUACAGAACUUGAAUCGGUCUAUUUCUCUCCCACAUAUGGCGUACUCUCCAACUGAAGAACCAGACCAGACAGUUAGAGCCGAGAUUAGCACUGAAGCUGAAGAAGAAUCUCUUUUCCUUCCCACUUUGGUUUCUGCUGCGAUUCAAUCAUAUGCAAAAUUGCAGCCAGUCAAGUCCAAAAAGGCACGAAUUCCUGUGAAGGUAAAGAAAGCUUUCAAGUUUAUGACGCCUGAAAAAGAGCCCAAACGAUAUUCAAAGUUUCAUCAAGAAGGUUCGUCGGAUGAUUCCAACGAUACUACGCAAGAACCGGAAACGUUUACUCCACGAAGGUGGUUCCCUCUGUUUGGCCGUAAGAGGAAAAUGUCUUCGUCACAUCUUCCAACGACGGGACAACUCCCAGACGCCCUGCCUCAGGCACAAACAGAAUUAGGUGCUUUACCUUUUCCUGAUAGGUCCAGAGCUAUGCGGCAAUCAGUCGCCGAAAUCAUGCUCUCAGAAGAUGUAUCCGAAACACGUGAUGAUUCAAGGACGAGUGUCAGUGGAAGAUCUAUAGUCAGUUUAGGCUCCAGUCAUUCCUUAGAAGCGGAUACCCCACCUCAGGAAUCCGAAAUUCAACUUCGGCCGGAGUCAUUGAUGCAGAAAUCGGAAGGUGUGCUUACUGCUUCUCUAAAAACACAGGAAUCAGCAGCAAUCAUUACUGAAAUCGCACAUGGUAGCCUUGAGCUUGUUGAAGGAGAACACGAGAGUCCAUUGCUAUCGCAACGUUCCUCAGAGGACUCGGGUACAUCAUCUGGUGGUUCUAAGGGAGACAUUGACCUUCCUAGAGAUAAUGCAUCCGUCAUAUCGUCCAUUGGGUCUUUGAGGUCUCUACAAACGAAACGUUCCCAAGGCUUCCAAAGUGAUCCCUCUAUCGAACUUCAGACACAUCAGGAAGCAAUUGAGCAGCAUGUCUCGACAGACAAACAUCUUAGUGCCAGGAACUUAAGAUAUGCAAAACCAGCUACUCUAGAAGUGGAAGCCAGAGGUCAACCUCACGUUCAACAGAUUUCCUCACUGCUCUCAGAAGAUGUAUCCGAACCACGUGAUGAUUUAAGGACAAGUGUCAGUGGAAGAUCUAGAGUCAGCUUAGGCUCCGCUCAUUCCUUAGAAGCGGAUACCACACAUCAGGAAUCAGAAAUUCAACUUCUACCCGAGUCAUUGAUGCAGAAAUCGGAAGGUGUGCUUACUGCUUCACUGCAAACACAGGAAUCAGCAGUAAUCAUUUCUGAAACCGUACAUGGUAGCCUUGAGCUUGGUGAGGGAGACCACGAGAGUCAAUUGCUAUCGCAAUGUUCCUCAGAGGACUCGCGUACAUCAUCUGGUGGUACUAAGGGAGACAUUGACCUUCCUAGAGAUAAUGCAUCCGUCAUAUCGUCCAUCGGGUCUCGGAGGUCUCUACAAACAAAGCGUUCCCAAGGCUUCCAAAGUGAUCCCUCUAUCGAGCUUGAGACACGUCAGGAUUCAAGUGAGCAGCAUUUCUCAAUAGACGAACAUCUUCGUAGCAGGAACUUAAGACAGGCAAAACCAGCUACCCUAGAAGUGGAAGCCAGAGGUCAACCUCACGUUCAACAGAUUUCCUCACUUCAAUCGUGUAAGGAAACGCCACAUGAGACUGUUUCUCUUCCUAUCGUUAUUGGAAAUAAAGAAAACGUAACGCCAGAAGGUGAUCGAAAACUUCCUAUACAGAACUUGAAUCGGUCUAUUUCUCUCCCACAUAUGGCGUACUCUCCAACUGAAGAACCAGACCAGACAGUUAGAGCCGAGAUUAGCACUGAAGCUGAAGAAGAAUCUCUUUUCCUUCCCACUUUGGUUUCUGCUGCGAUUCAAUCAUAUGCAAAAUUGCAGCCAGUCAAGUCCAAAAAGGCACGAAUUCCUGUGAAGGUAAAGAAAGCUUUCAAGUUUAUGACGCCUGAAAAAGAGCCCAAACGAUAUUCAAAGUUUCAUCAAGAAGGUUCGUCGGAUGAUUCCAACGAUACUACGCAAGAACCGGAAACGUUUACUCCACGAAGGUGGUUCCCUCUGUUUGGCCGUAAGAGGAAAAUGUCUUCGUCACAUCUUCCAACGACGGGACAACUCCCAGACGCCCUGCCUCAGGCACAAACAGAAUUAGGUGCUUUACCUUUUCCUGAUAGGUCCAGAGCUAUGCGGCAAUCAGUCGCCGAAAUCAUGCUCUCAGAAGAUGUAUCCGAAACACGUGAUGAUUCAAGGACGAGUGUCAGUGGAAGAUCUAUAGUCAGUUUAGGCUCCAGUCAUUCCUUAGAAGCGGAUACCCCACCUCAGGAAUCCGAAAUUCAACUUCGGCCGGAGUCAUUGAUGCAGAAAUCGGAAGGUGUGCUUACUGCUUCUCUAAAAACACAGGAAUCAGCAGCAAUCAUUACUGAAAUCGCACAUGGUAGCCUUGAGCUUGUUGAAGGAGAACACGAGAGUCCAUUGCUAUCGCAACGUUCCUCAGAGGACUCGGGUACAUCAUCUGGUGGUUCUAAGGGAGACAUUGACCUUCCUAGAGAUAAUGCAUCCGUCAUAUCGUCCAUUGGGUCUUUGAGGUCUCUACAAACGAAACGUUCCCAAGGCUUCCAAAGUGAUCCCUCUAUCGAACUUCAGACACAUCAGGAAGCAAUUGAGCAGCAUGUCUCGACAGACAAACAUCUUAGUGCCAGGAACUUAAGAUAUGCAAAACCAGCUACUCUAGAAGUGGAAGCCAGAGGUCAACCUCACGUUCAACAGAUUUCCUCACUGCUCUCAGAAGAUGUAUCCGAACCACGUGAUGAUUUAAGGACAAGUGUCAGUGGAAGAUCUAGAGUCAGCUUAGGCUCCGCUCAUUCCUUAGAAGCGGAUACCACACAUCAGGAAUCAGAAAUUCAACUUCUACCCGAGUCAUUGAUGCAGAAAUCGGAAGGUGUGCUUACUGCUUCACUGCAAACACAGGAAUCAGCAGUAAUCAUUUCUGAAACCGUACAUGGUAGCCUUGAGCUUGGUGAGGGAGACCACGAGAGUCAAUUGCUAUCGCAAUGUUCCUCAGAGGACUCGCGUACAUCAUCUGGUGGUACUAAGGGAGACAUUGACCUUCCUAGAGAUAAUGCAUCCGUCAUAUCGUCCAUCGGGUCUCGGAGGUCUCUACAAACAAAGCGUUCCCAAGGCUUCCAAAGUGAUCCCUCUAUCGAGCUUGAGACACGUCAGGAUUCAAGUGAGCAGCAUUUCUCAAUAGACGAACAUCUUCGUAGCAGGAACUUAAGACAGGCAAAACCAGCUACCCUAGAAGUGGAAGCCAGAGGUCAACCUCACGUUCAACAGAUUUCCUCACUUCAAUCGUGUAAGGAAACGCCACAUGAGACUGUUUCUCUUCCUAUCGUUAUUGGAAAUAAAGAAAACGUAACGCCAGAAGGUGAUCGAAAACUUCCUAUACAGAACUUGAAUCGGUCUAUUUCUCUCCCACAUAUGGCGUACUCUCCAACUGAAGAACCAGACCAGACAGUUAGAGCCGAGAUUAGCACUGAAGCUGAAGAAGAAUCUCUUUUCCUUCCCACUUUGGUUUCUGCUGCGAUUCAAUCAUAUGCAAAAUUGCAGCCAGUCAAGUCCAAAAAGGCACGAAUUCCUGUGAAGGUAAAGAAAGCUUUCAAGUUUAUGACGCCUGAAAAAGAGCCCAAACGAUAUUCAAAGUUUCAUCAAGAAGGUUCGUCGGAUGAUUCCAACGAUACUACGCAAGAACCGGAAACGUUUACUCCACGAAGGUGGUUCCCUCUGUUUGGCCGUAAGAGGAAAAUGUCUUCGUCACAUCUUCCAACGACGGGACAACUCCCAGACGCCCUGCCUCAGGCACAAACAGAAUUAGGUGCUUUACCUUUUCCUGAUAGGUCCAGAGCUAUGCGGCAAUCAGUCGCCGAAAUCAUGCUCUCAGAAGAUGUAUCCGAAACACGUGAUGAUUCAAGGACGAGUGUCAGUGGAAGAUCUAUAGUCAGUUUAGGCUCCAGUCAUUCCUUAGAAGCGGAUACCCCACCUCAGGAAUCCGAAAUUCAACUUCGGCCGGAGUCAUUGAUGCAGAAAUCGGAAGGUGUGCUUACUGCUUCUCUAAAAACACAGGAAUCAGCAGCAAUCAUUACUGAAACCGCACAUGGAAGCCUUGAGCUUGGUGAAGGAGAACAUAAGAUUCCAAUGUUAUCGCAAUGUUCCUCAGAGGACUCGCGUACAUCAUCUGGUGCUACUAAGAGAGACAUUGACCUUCCUAGAGAUGAUGCAUCCCUUAUAUCCUCCGUUGGGUCUUGGAGGUCUCUACGAACAAACCAUUCUCGAGGCUUCCAAAGUGAUCCCUCUAUCGAGCUUGAGACACAUCAGGAAGCAAGUGAGCAGCAUUUCUCGACAGACGAACAUCUUAGUCGCAGAAACCUAAGAUAUGCAAAACCAUCUACUCUAGAAGUGGAAGCAAGAGGUCAACCUCACGUUCAACAGAUUUCCUCACUGCUCUCAGAGGAUGUAUCCGAACCACGUGAUGAUUUAAGGACAAGUGCCAGUGGAAGAUCUAGAGUCAGCUUAGGCUCCGCUCAUUCCUUAGAAGCGGAUACCACACAUCAGAAAUCCGAAAUUCAACUUUUGUCGGAGUCAUUAAUGCAGAAAUCGGAAGGUGUGCUUACUGCUUCUUUAAAAACACAGGAGUCAGCAGCAAUCAUUACUGAAACCGCCCAUGGUAGCCUUGAGCUUGGUGAAGGAGACCACGAGAGUCCAUUGUUAUCGCAAUGUUCCUCAGAGGACUCGCGCACAUCUUCUGGUGGUUCUAAGGGAGACAUUGACCUUCCUAGAGAUGAUGCAUCCUUCAUAUCGUCCAUCGGGUCUUGGAGGUCUCUACAAACAAAGCGUUCCCAAGGCUUCCAAAGUGAUCCCUCUAUCGAGCUUGAGACACAUCAGGAUUCAAGUGAGGAGUAUUUCUCGACAGACGAAUUUCCUGGUCGCGAGAGCUUACAAUCAUCUAAACCAGAUACUUUAGAAUUGAUUGCCAAAGAUCAACCUCUCGGAGUUGAAUUGUUACCGUCCGGCUCUUUCGAGGACGAUUCCCUUUCCCUUCAGCAAAGAAGCAUUGAAGAUCAAGGAAAAUCUCAAUCAUCAUACACAAAAUUCCAACAGGAAGGUUCGUCUGAUGAUUCUGAAGAUACUACGCAAGAACCAGAAACCUCUACUCCACGAAAGACGUUUCUUUUGUUUGGCCGUAAGAAGAAAAAGUCUUGGUCACGCGGUAAGACUUCGAGGCAUGAUUUUCUGCCUCAAACAGAAUCGGGUGUUUUGCCUGCUCCUUCUACCCAACAAGAGAAUGCGCCAGAAGAAACUACCUCAUCGGUUUCUCACCACUCACCUUCAAGGGGUUAUACUCUAUCUUUGCAGUCAAGCGAACAUAGAGCAGCAUCGACGUCUUCCUUCAGUACGACGCGUACCGUCGAAUGGACAGCUCAGUCCCAAACCUCGGAUACUGAUCUAUCAGCGUUGCAACCACCUAUGGAUACUUCAGACCCUGAACGUUUGCAGCAUACAAGCCCGUCGUGGUUAAGACGAGACAGUAGAGAACCGCUAUCCUUGGACGAGACCCAUGACAAUGCAGCUGACGCCUCUUCCUCAGGGCUUUUGAGUCCGGAACUGUCGAGUCCACGAGUUUCAAGGCAAGAAACAUCGCAUGCGGGUAUUUGCAUGCUGAUGUCUAGUGUGAAUAACCUACUCAUCAGCGGAGAACGACCUCGCGAUGACGACACAAGCAGUGAGUCAGAUAAGUAGCAAUGAAGAGAACUGUAUUACAGUUGAUCCAACUGUAAGGCUACCUAUACAGCUUCCGUCUACUUUCCGAAGAGGAGAAUUAACGUUUAUCCUUGUGGAAUGAUGCCCGGUUCAUACUAGAAUUCUGCAAAAAUUGUAAAUGGAUAUUUAAAUGCGGUGACGCGUAGAUAUGGAGUGCCUCAAUGAUAAUAUUGUUAUUUUAACGCCAGCAGUAACUUUUGGGUAAUGAAGUCACAAAAACCGUGAUAAAUUACUAGAUACUUUUCUGUGAUGAGUUUCGAUGAGAUAAUAUGCAUGCGCGGACUCCCUAGUUAGAUUUCUUUUACACUGUCGCUGACGCCCUCUCAGUAAUCGAGCUACAGUUGUUUUUAAGAUAAUAGUUGCAGUCUUAUGAUUAAUGAUGCAUGGGAUCAGAGUCAGUCAUUGUCGGUAGCAAGGCAAAUUGCACAUACAAGGACGUUUAUGUAGGUAAAUAAACAGGAUAUUAAACACAGAUUGGCGAAACACAGAUGUUUAUGCAGAUCUUCUUUUUUCUUAAUAUUUAUUACCAUAAAAGCCAGUAAUCUUUGUCUACUAUUCCAACCCAACAUUACAACUUCAAUUGCUAUUUCGCUUUAAAGCGCAUACAACGUACAAGAUUGUGUCCAUUUUAAAAUUAUUCAUACAUUACUAUUAUAAAACGCUUUUCAUCUGUUCUACAAACUAUUUAGGAUUAAGACUGACUGAGUAGUGUCCAACUUCGAGCUUCAUUUGUUUUAGUGCUUCAUUGUUGUUUGAAACGAAAGGGAAGUGGAUACUCGGACAAAA
This is a messenger RNA of Orbicella faveolata, 10116 nucleotides long. RefSeq lists its product as uncharacterized. Gene Ontology annotation, molecular function: calcium ion binding. Gene Ontology annotation, cellular component: plasma membrane; cell-cell junction. Gene Ontology annotation, biological process: homophilic cell-cell adhesion. The record is from RefSeq and is a predicted model, not a curated record. NCBI's taxonomy places the organism in Eukaryota, Metazoa, Cnidaria, Anthozoa, Scleractinia, Merulinidae.